AUGGUCCUGAUUAUGCUCUUAACUGCUACAAUUACAUAUAAAGAUGUUCAAAACAUCUGUGCGUCACUCAUAAUACCAUUGGAAAGUCUUUCUGUAAUCUGGAAUUCUUCAUUUGAACAUAAAAAAAUAGUUGUAGAGGCAUAUAGAAGAAAAGAUAAUUACAAAACCUUUUCAAAUGACCUUUUGAAUUUAAUUAAAGAAGUUGAAAAAGGAAAAUUUAUUAUUUACUAUGCAAUACAAUUGGGAUGUGAUAACCUUUUUGUGAUACUAGAUCCACUUUUACCAGAUGAUGACCUGGGUAUAUAUCAUGGAGGUUUAGGCGAUAAACAAUAUGAAAAUAUUAUAUCACUAAUACAUUGCGUAUCUCCUUUAAGCAUGACAAAUUUGGUACAGCAUAUCAGACGGGCAAGACGUGAUAGUAACGAAGCAAAAAGUGUAAUAUUUUAUUCAGUAAAGAAAGAUUUAAAAACAAAUUUUGCGAUUUUGGCUGAAAAUCGUGAAAUGUAUUCUAAUAAUCAAAAUAUGGCUGAUGAUGAACGUGAACGAACAUGCUAUCUUGAUACUGAAACAUACAAAAUUCGUGAAGUUCUUUUAUUUUGUCAAAAUCAAUAUGAAUGUUGUGUUCAAUUAAUAAAUCGUUAUCAUCUUUGGAAUGGUGAUAAUAUUCCUGCUUCUUGCUUAAAUAGAAGAUUUUGUAAAUCAAAUACAAGAAAAAUUCGAGAAUCAGGGUUAACUGAAUUGGAAUCAUAUAAAAGUUGUCGAAAACCAAAAUUUGGAAAACCAAAAGAAGUGGCUAGUUAUAUGCUUGCAGAUUUGGUA
Molecule: messenger RNA, 819 nt
Organism: Funneliformis caledonium
Lineage: Eukaryota; Fungi; Glomeromycota; Glomeromycetes; Glomerales; Glomeraceae
Source: the annotation of a GenBank genome assembly